AUGAACGCUCUACAGAAGAAUCUCGGGCGCACUGACCAGAUGUUGGGAGCCAUCGCGGACAUGCUAACUUCUGUGGCCUUACCCAAUCAACAGUGGCUCUCCGAGGGGGGUGAUCUGGACCUCCCAUUGAGUGAAGAGGAAAAGGGGCCAGUCCUGGGCCAGUGGGACCCGGCGGCACUGGAAUGGGAAAACUCUAUGGAGGAAAACUUAGAGACAGACCAGACAGGUAAGACCGCAUAG
Molecule: messenger RNA, 240 nt
Organism: Knipowitschia caucasica
Lineage: Eukaryota; Metazoa; Chordata; Actinopteri; Gobiiformes; Gobiidae
Source: the annotation of a GenBank genome assembly